AUGCCCAUUUUUGCUUUUAUGUCUCCCUUGACUAGAAAUAUAAGCCAAAAGAAAGCAAGUGACUCUCUCAGUUGUGUUCACGAGGAACCCAGGGGCCUGGAGCACUUCCUGGCAGCUGAGAAGUAUUUGUUUGCUGUUCUCAGCCUCAGCCCCUCUCUGCUGCUGAUGACACAGCGGAGAUCUGCCGACAGAGGGGCCCAUCAGUGGUCUGGGUUGCAGCCCCCCGCUUCGCUUGAGGUAGGUUCCAGGAGUGAACUGACGUCUCCAAUUUCUCAAGCUGAAGUUGAAGGCUCAGCCCAGUGUGGACCUCAGCAGCUUGCUCCCAGGUGGGACAUGCUGUUUGGCAGAGCACCCUCCAGCCGGCAGGGCCCCUCGUGUGGCUGUGAUGGGGCUGUAGCCUUGCUGAACCCAGGAUCCACACCCCUUGGGCAUGAGGUUGAAAUCACCUGCCUCCAGAGCUUCACUGGCACCACUGGGAGAUAG
Rangifer tarandus platyrhynchus (Svalbard reindeer) is the source of this 483-nucleotide messenger RNA. The record is from the annotation of a GenBank genome assembly. NCBI's taxonomy places the organism in Eukaryota, Metazoa, Chordata, Mammalia, Artiodactyla, Cervidae.